AUGGGUAAAAAGAAUCGAGAGCAUAAUUCUACAAUAUCAUCAACAUCUUCCACUCGUCAGCAAGAUGAAACAUUUGAAUAUUUAACGAAAACAUUCAAUCGUAAAGAUGGACCUAUACCAGCAAUGUGUGAUGUUACUCGACCACAUGUAGAUUCAUUCAACUGGAUGCUUAAAGAAGGUCUCGUGAAAGCAGCUAGUGCGAUCCUACCAUUAGAAUUCGAAACAAAUAGCAAACUACGCGUGAAAUUGAAAUUUGUGAGUUUGGAAAUCGCUCGGCCAAAAGCAAAAGUAGUUGCAGGCGCAAAUCGUCUCAGUCAUUAUGUUUAUCCUGCUGAAGCUCGUAUGGGUAAGAGUACAUACUCAGGAACUUUACAUGCUCGUAUCCAUGGCGAAGUAUUCGAUCAAAAUGGUAAACUGAUUGGACGUGAAUCAUACGAUCGAAGUCUUGGACCAAUACCUGUUAUGGUUCGAAGUGACGCGUGUAAUUUAGCCAAUAUGAACACGAAAGAACUAUGUUCAAAAUACGAAGAACCAAAUGAGAAUGGUGGAUAUUUUAUUGUGAAGGGUUAUGAACGUAUUGUACGUUUAUUGACAAUGACAAGACGAAAUUAUCCAAUAGCGAUGUCUCGUGGACGAUGGCGACAACGUGGUCCGGGAUUUACGGAUCGUGGUGUUCAAAUUCGGUGUUUAUCUGAUGAUCAACGCGGCGUGGAAAACACACUACAUUAUUUGGAUACUGGUGCUAUAUCACUUGCGUUUAUGUUCCGGAAAGAAAUGUAUUUCAUUCCUGUUAUAAUGAUACUCAAAAUGUUAGCUGAUGAUAACACAUCUGAUCGAGAAAUUCAUGCUAAUCUCAUGCGUGGUACUUAUAAAAAUAAUAGUGCAUUGGACAGUAAUAUCAAAUAUAUGCUUCGUCAAUUACAAAAAACUUACUGGAAUGAACAACCGUUGAUUACACGUCAGUUAAUCAUUGACUAUGUUGGUUCACAUUUUCGGACGCGUCUCCAACGACCAUCAUGGCAUACCAAUGCUGAUAUUGCGCGUUAUUUACUAGAUAAUUACAUAUUGAUUCAUCUGAAAAGUGAUAAAGCCAAAUUUCAAAUGCUAACAUUCAUGAUUCGGAAACUAUUUUCUUACGUGCGAGAUGAAUGUAAAGCUGAAGAUCAAGAUGCACCAUCUAUGCAUGAAAUUCUUUUGCCCGGUCAUGUCUAUUUAGCAUUGCUUUCUGAACGAUUAGAAACAUGGUUAAUAUCCUUGCGCGAAACUUUCUUGAAAUUGAAUAAAAGUACGAAGACAUCAAACGAUGCGUCUAUAACUACAAAACUUCGUCUAGCGAUGGAUACCAUGGAUAAAGAACAGAUAGCAAAAGCUUUUGAACACUUUCUAGCAACUGGAAAUCUGAACUCCAAAACCAAUCUAGGUCUAAGACAGACUAGUGGCUUCUCUAUCAUUGCCGAACGUUUGAAUAUUCUUCGAUUUAUAUCUCAUUUUCGUUCCGUACAUCGUGGUGAUGCAUUCACAGAAACCAAAACGACAUCAGUUCGGAAAUUGCUGCCUGAAGCAUGGGGUUUUCUCUGUGCUGUUCACACUCCUGAUGGUUCUCUGUGCGGUCUACUCAAUCAUCUAUGUAUGACAUGUCAAGUGACACAAGACACGCCGACGAAUACAUCCAUCGAUGCUCUAAUUGAUACAUUACUUUCGUAUGGUAUGCGACGUGCACCAUCGUUAGAUAUUGAUUGUUACGACGUCGUUCUUGAUGGACAAGUUGUGGGAUUUGUUGACGACAAUCAAGCGCCAUUAAUUGCUGCACAACUUCGAUUUGAUAAAGCUACGGGCCACCGUCGUCGUUCGGGUGUUGCCGAACAUUUGGAAAUUGUUUUAGUACCAAAGGAACCACAUGGAUUGUAUACACUUUAUCCAGGUCUCUUUAUUUUUACAACACCUGCUCGAAUGAUUCGACCAGUAAUGAAUUUGUUAACUAAAACUACCGAAUACGUUGGUACAUUCGAGCAAGUCUAUCUUGGUAUAUGUAUAACACACGAUGAAUUCGUACCUGGACAUACAACUCAUCAAGAAUUAACACAAUACAAUUUCUUGUCAAUCACAGCCAGUUUAACACCUUUUAGCGAAUACAAUCAAUCUCCUCGUAAUAUGUAUCAAUGUCAAAUGGGUAAACAAACAAUGGGUACACCGACAUUAGCAUAUCGAAAACGAAAUGACAAUAAAUUAUAUUAUAUUACCACACCACAAGCACCACUCAUUCGAACACGUGUUUAUAAUCAAUAUGCACUUGAUGAUUAUGCCAUGGGUACCAAUGCCAUCGUCGCUGUACUUUCCUAUACUGGAUAUGAUAUGGAAGAUGCUAUGGUUAUCAAUAAAAGUUCGAUUGAACGAGGUUUCGCUCAUGGUGCGAUAUAUGCAUCUGAAUUAAUCGAUUUACAAGAAUUGGUUACGGAUAGAACUGAUCAAGGAAAACAUCCGCUUGUCUUUUCUUUGGACACGAAAAAUCCUCUUUGGCGUCAUUUGGAUGCUGACGGUUUACCUGUCAUUGGCUCAACGAUUCAGCCUGAUGAGGUUCUUUGUUGUUAUUUGAAUACAUUGACUCAAGAAUACAAAACAGUGCGAUAUCAUAAGAAAGAACCAGCAUAUAUCAUGUCAGUAACACUCGUUGGCGACGAAGACGGAAAAUUACCAAAAUCCAAAGUAUGGAUUAUGUAUCGUAUUAUGCGUACGCCUAUUAUCGGUGAUAAAUUUUCGUCACGUCAUGGUCAAAAAGGUGUUUGUUCACGUUUGUACCCAACAGAAGAUUUACCGUUCACUGAAUCUGGUCUUGUACCUGAUAUUAUAUUCAAUCCUCAUGGUUUUCCAUCUCGUAUGACUAUUGGUAUGUUAUUAGAAUUCAUGGCCGGCAAAUCAGCUGUUUUGCAUGGUUUAUCACACGAUGGUACCCCAUUUCAAUUCAACGAUGACUAUCCGGCUGUUGAUUAUUAUGGCCGACUACUACGAGCCGCGGGAUUUAGCUAUUAUGGAACUGAAUCGAUGUAUAGUGGUACAACGGGUCUUCAACUUGAAGUCGAUAUCUUUGUGGGCGUUGUUUAUUACCAACGUCUUCGUCAUUUAGUUAGUGACAAAUUUCAGGUACGUACAACUGGACCUGUGGAUGCAUUAACUAAUCAACCAGUGAAAGGUCGUCGUCGUGAAGGUGGUAUCCGUGUUGGUGAAAUGGAACGUGACGCUCUCCUUGGGCACGGCGUUGCUGGUAUUCUUUUAGAUCGUCUUCUCCAUUGUUCAGAUGAAACACGUGCAUACGUAUGCACACGUUGUGGUUCAUUACUAUCAUUAGUCAAAACAAAAAUCGGUUAUGUCUGUCGAUAUUGUUGUGGUUCAUCAUCGAAUACGGUUCAACGUGUCACGAUACCAUAUGUACUACAGUAUCUUAUCGCUGAACUCGCUUCUGUUGGUAUUAAAACACAUUUUGAUACGCAAUCAGUUGUACGAAAUUUUGUUUUGUCUUCUCAAUGA
Molecule: messenger RNA, 3522 nt
Organism: Adineta ricciae
Lineage: Eukaryota; Metazoa; Rotifera; Eurotatoria; Adinetida; Adinetidae
Source: the annotation of a GenBank genome assembly